Messenger RNA from Trichomonas vaginalis G3, 633 nucleotides. Its product is annotated as organellar and viral DNA polymerase type B. Gene Ontology annotation, molecular function: nucleic acid binding. Lineage: Eukaryota; Parabasalia; Trichomonadida; Trichomonadidae. The record is from RefSeq and is a predicted model, not a curated record. The transcript has a single exon. The coding region runs from base 1 to 633 and encodes 210 amino acids.
AUGACAACAUAUUUCAUUCGCAACUAUAUAGAAAUCUUGAAGGAGUGUGGUGGAAUGAACAUUGAGAAACAGAUGAAGAUUUAUACAAAGAGAGAAGAUAAAUAUGUAGUUCGCAUGGAUAGAACUACACCGUUAUGGGAUGUUAUGAAAACAUUGUGGGAGUGCAAAUAUUUCGAACCUAUUUCUUAUGGAGAACUUUUCACAUAUACGACUGACUUAUAUAAACAGAACCUUGCACCAUUUAAAGAUUUGACAUAUGCUCCAAAGUAUUGUGUACAACUGAAGAAGAAAGCAGAGUCAAAAGAAGUAAAUAAAGCUAAAUGUAAGUUCAUUCCUGAGCAUGUUUUCUUUGCUGACUUUGAGUGUAGCACAGACGGCUUUCAUAAAGCUUUUAACAUCUGUUACGACAGUGAAGAUGGUUCAGUGAGUGAAAGCAUAUGGGGUCAAAACUGUGCAACAGAAUUUUUGGAACGACUUCCUGACAAGAGUUUAAUAUAUUUCCAUAACCUCAGCUAUGAUAUAAACUUCAUCUUAAGACACAUGACAGAAGUGAAAGGAACUCCCAUCAUUAAAGGUUCACGAACAAUGCAAAUAACUGGUAUUAUACGUAUGAUGUUGCCCGAUGUUUGGUAA